AGCAAUGUUAUUAAAAAAAUAAGUUCUCAUUUUUGUUGGCUCUAGGUUAUCGCUCGCCGGGAAUAACCGGUACCUUCUCCGGUUUGCUGAGCUCUCCAGAUAGAUAGAUAGCCGUUGAAAGGAAUGGAAUCGACGCCAGAGUGGGCCUCUCAACCUUGCAUCAUGGGCAUCGACGAAGCCGGGAGGGGUCCUGUCUUAGGACCAAUGGUGUAUGGAUGCUUGUACUGCCCCCUCUCCUACCAGUCUUCUCUCGCCUCUCUCCAUUUCGCAGAUUCAAAGACUCUAAAGGAAGAGAAAAGAGAAGAACUAUAUGAGAAUUUAAAGCUUGACAAGUCGCUUGGAUGGGCUGUUGAUGUCAUUGGUCCACGGGAGCUCUCUGCUAAGAUGCUCGCAAUAAACAAGAUCAAUUUAAAUGAGAUCUCACAUAACUCCGCUAUGGGGCUUAUCAAACAGGUUCUAGACAUGGGAGUACUUCUUACAGAGGUUUAUCUUGAUACUGUGGGAGAUCCAGAGAAGUACAGAGUCAAAUUGUCUGAGAGGUUUUCUUCCAUCAAGUUUGUCGUUUCAAAGAAAGCAGACAGUCUUUAUCCUGUUGUUAGUGGGGCAAGUAUUGUGGCUAAGGUGACAAGAGACAGAGCCUUGAGAGAAUGGUUGGUAGAAGAAACCGGAGAAAACAUUAACAGAAACUUUGGUUCUGGAUAUCCUGGAGAUCCUGAGACAAAGGCAUGGUUGACCCAACACAAACAUUCUGUGUUUGGAUUCCCUUCAUUGGUUCGUUUCAGCUGGGGAACUUGCACUACGCAUUUAAAAAGCGAGGUUGAAGUUACAUGGGAAUCAGAUGAAGCUGAAGAGAGUGGUAAUGGAAAUAGCAGUACCAAGAGACAGUCGAAACUAAGCAAAUUCGGGUUCACAACAUGCGAGAGCAGAAGCGAAGAAAUCGAGUCAAGUGGAAAAGGGCGUUGCAAGUUUUUCCAGGCUCGCAAAAUCCAACAGAUCACUCAGUUUUAGCCUCAAUAAAGGCCUAAUCCUACUUCUAAUAGAUGUCUGUCACUCUUGUUAUCGCUGAAUGUUUAUUAUUUUGAAUAUUUAGAUUCACAUGAUUUUUCUUUGGUU
Messenger RNA from Brassica oleracea var. oleracea, 1113 nucleotides. Its product is annotated as ribonuclease H2 subunit A. Gene Ontology annotation, biological process: DNA replication, removal of RNA primer; mismatch repair. NCBI's taxonomy places the organism in Eukaryota, Viridiplantae, Streptophyta, Magnoliopsida, Brassicales, Brassicaceae. Gene Ontology annotation, cellular component: ribonuclease H2 complex. Gene Ontology annotation, molecular function: RNA binding; RNA-DNA hybrid ribonuclease activity. The transcript is spliced from 9 exons. The record is from RefSeq and is a predicted model, not a curated record. The coding region runs from base 124 to 1008 and encodes 294 amino acids.